Molecule: messenger RNA, 279 nt
Organism: Monoraphidium neglectum
Lineage: Eukaryota; Viridiplantae; Chlorophyta; Chlorophyceae; Sphaeropleales; Selenastraceae
Exons: 1
Coding region: 1-279 (92 amino acids)
Source: RefSeq, a predicted model, not a curated record
AUGGUGAAUGUGGUCAGUCCCCGCUGCCAGGCGCCCGGCUGCACCACGUAUCCCAUCUUCAACAUCGAGGGGGAGGCCAAGGGCAUCUUCUGCAAGGCGCACGCUGCGCCAGGCAUGGUGAAUGUGGUCAGUCCCCGCUGCCAGGCGCCCGGCUGCACCAUGCGUCCCAACUUCAACUUUGAGGGCGAGACUAAGGGCAUUUUUUGCAAGGCGCACGCUUCGCCAGGCAUGGUGUGCAUUCCUUACGUGCGGCGGCGGCAGCGGCCUACUACCGCAUGA